Molecule: messenger RNA, 6141 nt
Organism: Physella acuta
Lineage: Eukaryota; Metazoa; Mollusca; Gastropoda; Physidae
Molecular function (GO): protein binding
Source: RefSeq, a predicted model, not a curated record
AUGGAAGACCUGUUGGCAGAAUCGUUACAUGAGUACUAUAAAGUAGUAGAAAGGUUACUCACACAAGAUGAUUAUGUAAAGCAACCAGAUAAAACAGGAUGGGAUUCUCUAAUGAUUGCGUGUAAUAAGGGCGAUGAUAAAACUGCCAAGCUGUUGAUACAAAAUGGCGCAGACUUAACAAUUGUAAAUAAAGACGAGCUCGAUGUUGUUAUGCUUGCAUCACAGAAAGGACAUUAUGCUGUUUUAGAAUUACUUUUAGAGAACGGUGCAAAUUAUACUCGUGUUACUACAUAUGGAUGGAACGCAUUAAUGAUUGCAGCUUUAAACGGCUAUUGUAACAUUGUAGAGCUUCUGAUGACAAAAGGCGUAAGCUUACAUCAAACAGACACAAAUGGAAUAGAUGCAUUGAUGAUAGCGUCUGAAAGUGGGAAAGAUAAAAUAGUAGAACUACUCUUGCGUGGUAGUGCGGAUGUUAAAAGAUUGCAAUCAGACAAUUGGAAUGCGUUAAUGAUUGCGUGUGGGAAAGGACAUGAUACAAUUGUAGAAUUACUUUUAAAAAACGGUGCUGAUUUAAAUCAAGUUGAUACACAUGGAAUGGAUUCAUUAAUGAUUGCUUGUGAAUUCGGGCAUGAAAAAAUUGUAUAUUUACUUAUACAACAUGGAGCUGAUGUAAACAGGUUUAACAACAACAAAUGGUCAUCUUUAAUGUUUGCAUGCAAUAAAGGUCACUACAAUGUUGUCAAGUUACUAACAUUAUAUGAUCUCGAUUUGUACAGUGUGACAGAGGAUGUACCUCACAGUUUGCUAACAACAGAUGGGGGUAGAUAUGUUGAGAAGAAAGAACAGCAUCUUAGCUGUAGUGUAGGUUACAUGGCUUUGUUGAUUGCCUGUAAAAAGGGAUAUGUCGAAAUUGCAGAGUUACUGCUUCCAUUUGACAUAGAUAUAAACGGUAUUACAAACAACGGUUGGAGCCCUUUAUUUGCGGCGUGUGUAUAUGGCAGGGACAAGAUUCUAAAGCUAUUAUUAACACAUGGAGUUCGUUUGGAUCAAUUUAAAAAGGAAGGAAAUAAUUCAGUAUUGAUUGUUUGUAGUAAACGUCAUUAUACAAUAAUUGAAUUAUUAACCAAAUAUGGUGUGGAUUUAGGCUGCAUAGACAAUAAAGACAAUACUGCUCUAGUGUAUGCGGCUAAAGCUGGAAACAUUGAAAUUGUUGACUAUUUAAUAAAAGCUGGAGUAAAUAUAAAUGACAGCAAUGACCUCGAAUAUUCCCCAUUAUUAUUAGCAAUAGAAAAAGGGUUUACCGAAAUAGUUGAGCUAUUAAUAGAAAAUGGCGCAUGCUUAACAUGUGUUGAUAGUGAAGGUAACAAUGCAUUAAUUCUUGCAACCCAAUUCGGACAUGUUCAAAUUGUGUUGCUACUACUAAAAUAUGGAAUAAAUUUAAAUUAUGCAAAUGAUAAAGGAGAUAAUGCUUUUCUCAUAGCCUGCAAAAAAUGUAAUGUCGACAUUUUGAUGUUACUGCUUCAGUACAACAUAGAUGUGAAUUGUAUUGCAGCAGAUUGUUGGAGCCCUUUAUUAUGUGCAUGUGAAAAUGGACAAGACAGAAUUCUAGAACUCUUAUUAAAACAUGGAGCUGACAUUGAUAUCUUAAACAAGAGAGGCGGUUAUGCUGUAAUGAUUGCUUGUGAAAAAGGUCAUGAUAAAAUCAUUGAAUUACUUAUUAAAUACGGCGCUUCUUUAAAUUUUGUUGACAUUGAAGGUAACAAUGCUUUAAUGAACGCAUGUAAAAGUGGACAUAUUCGUAUUGUUGAAUUGCUAAUACAAAGCGGAUGCGACUUAAAUCAUUUGAAUAAAAAAGGUGAUAGUGCUAUGCUAAUAGCGUUCAAAAAAGGACAUAUUAACAUCUUAGAUUUGCUACUUAAGAAUAAUGUAGAUGUAAAAUCGAGAGGGUUGGGUGCAGUAUUGGCUGCCUAUAAAACAGGUGAUUAUGAAAUAAUGGAUUUACGAGAAGAAUAUGUUGCUCAUUUGGGCAAUACUGAUAUUGAUGACAGUAAUAUUUUAAUGUGUGCCAUUAGAAAUGAUCACUUUGAAAUUAUUGACUAUCUUAUAAAAGCUGGAGUAAAUAUAAAUGACAGCAAUGGCCUCGAAUAUUCCCCAUUAUUAUUAGCAAUAGAAAAAGGGUCUACCGAAAUAGUUGUGCUAUUAAUAGAAAAUGGCGCAUACUUAACAUGUGUUGAUAAUGAAGGUAACAAUGCAUUAAUUCUUGCAACCCAAUUCGGACAUGUUCAAAUUGUGUUGCUACUACUAAAAUAUGGAAUAAAUUUAAAUUAUGCAAAUGAUAAAGGAGAUAAUGCUUUUCUCAUAGCCUGCAAAAAAUGUAAUGUCGACAUUUUGAUGUUACUGCUUCAGUACAACAUAGAUGUGAAUUGUAUUGCAGCAGAUUGUUGGAGCCCUUUAUUAUGUGCAUGUGAAAAUGGACAAGACAGAAUUCUAGAACUCUUAUUAAAACAUGGAGCUGACAUUGAUAUCAUAAACAAGAGAGGCGGUUAUGCUGUAAUGAUUGCUUGUGAAAAAGGUCAUGAUAAAAUCAUUGAAUUACUUAUUAAAUACGGCGCUUCUUUAAAUUUUGUUGACAUUGAAGGUAACAAUGCUUUAAUGAACGCAUGUAAAAGUGGACAUAUUCGUAUUGUUGAAUUGCUAAUACAAAGCGGAUGCGACUUAAAUCAUUUGAAUAAAAAAGGUGAUAGUGCUAUGCUAAUAGCGUUCAAAAAAGGACAUAUUAACAUCUUAGAUUUGCUACUUAAGAAUAAUGUAGAUGUAAAAUCGAGAGGGUUGGGUGCAGUAUUGGCUGCCUAUAAAACAGGUGAUUAUGAAAUAAUGGAUUUACGAGAAGAAUAUGUUGCUCAUUUGGGCAAUACUGAUAUUGAUGACAGUAAUAUUUUAAUGUGUGCCAUUAGAAAUGAUCACUUUGAAAUUAUUGACUAUCUUAUAAAAGCUGGAGUAAAUAUAAAUGACAGCAAUGGCCUCGAAUAUUCCGCAUUAUUAUUAGCAAUAGAAAAAGGGUUUACCGAAAUAGUUGUGCUAUUAAUAGAAAAUGGCGCAUACUUAACAUGUGUUGAUAAUGAAGGUAACAAUGCAUUAAUUCUUGCAACCCAAUUCGGACAUGUUCAAAUUGUGUUGCUACUACUAAAAUAUGGAAUAAAUUUAAAUUAUGCAAAUGAUAAAGGAGAUAAUGCUUUUCUCAUAGCCUGCAAAAAAUGUAAUGUCGACAUUUUGAUGUUACUGCUUCAGUACAACAUAGAUGUGAAUUGUAUUGCAGCAGAUUGUUGGAGCCCUUUAUUAUGUGCAUGUGAAAAUGGACAAGACAGAAUUCUAGAACUCUUAUUAAAACAUGGAGCUGACAUUGAUAUCAUAAACAAGAGAGGCGGUUAUGCUGUAAUGAUUGCUUGUGAAAAAGGUCAUGAUAAAAUCAUUGAAUUACUUAUUAAAUACGGCGCUUCUUUAAAUUUUGUUGACAUUGAAGGUAACAAUGCUUUAAUGAACGCAUGUAAAAGUGGACAUAUUCGUAUUGUUGAAUUGCUAAUACAAAGCGGAUGCGACUUAAAUCAUUUGAAUAAAAAAGGUGAUAGUGCUAUGCUAAUAGCGUUCAAAAAAGGACAUAUUAACAUCUUAGAUUUGCUACUUAAGAAUAAUGUAGAUGUAAAAUCGAGAGGGUUGGGUGCAGUAUUGGCUGCCUAUAAAACAGGUGAUUAUGAAAUAAUGGAUUUACGAGAAGAAUAUGUUGCUCAUUUGGGCAAUACUGAUAUUGAUGACAGUAAUAUUUUAAUGUGUGCCAUUAGAAAUGAUCACUUUGAAAUUAUUGACUAUCUUAUAAAAGCUGGAGUAAAUAUAAAUGACAACAAUGGCCUCGAAUAUUCCCCAUUAUUAUUAGCAAUAGAAAAAGGGUCUACCGAAAUAGUUGUGCUAUUAAUAGAAAAUGGCGCAUACUUAACAUGUGUUGAUAAUGAAGGUAACAAUGCAUUAAUUCUUGCAACCCAAUUCGGACAUGUUCAAAUUGUGUUGCUACUACUAAAAUAUGGAAUAAAUUUAAAUUAUGCAAAUGAUAAAGGAGAUAAUGCUUUUCUCAUAGCCUGCAAAAAAUAUAAUGUCGACAUUUUGAUGUUACUGCUUCAGUACAACAUAGAUGUGAAUUGUAUUGCAGCAGAUUGUUGGAGCCCUUUAUUAUGUGCAUGUGAAAAUGGACAAGACAGAAUUCUAGAACUCUUAUUAAAACAUGGAGCUGACAUUGAUAUCAUAAACAAGAGAGGCGGUUAUGCUGUAAUGAUUGCUUGUGAAAAAGGUCAUGAUAAAAUCAUUGAAUUGCUUAUUAAAUAUGGCGCUCGUUUAACUUUUGUUGACAUUGAAGGUAACAAUGCUUUAAUGAACGCAUGUGAAAGUGGACAUAUUCGUAUUGUUGAAUUGCUAAUACAAAUCGGAUGCGACUUAAAUCAUUUAAAUAAAAAAGGUGAUAGUGCUAUACUAAUAGCCUUCAAAAAAGGACAUAUUAACAUCUUAGAUUUGCUACUUAAGAAUAAUGUAGAUGUAAAAUCGAGAGGGUUGGGCGCAGUAUUGGCUGCCUAUAAAACGGGUGAUUAUGAAAUAAUUGAAUUACGAGAAGAAUAUGUUGCUCAUUUGGGCAAUACUGAUAUUGAUGACAGUAAUAUUUUAAUGUGUGCCAUUAGAAAUAAUCACUUUGAAAUUAUAGACUAUCUUAUAAAAGCUGGAGUUGAUGUGAAUCAUUCUAAUACACACGGAUUUUGCCCAUUAACUAUAGCAAUCAAAAGUGGGUUUACACAAAUAGUCGAGUUAUUACUAGAAAAUGGCGCAUAUAUUACCCAGCAAAUAAUUGCACAGAUAUGUGAGGCAAAAACGACUGCUCGUAAAAAAAGUAAUUUCGAAAUGAUAGAACUACUAAAAAAAUAUAUUAAUAAUUUUAGUCAUACAGACAUUAACGGUGAGACUCCUUUAAUGUACGCAUCUAGAAAAGGGCAUUUAAACAAUGUAGGAUUUCUGUUACAAAUUGGGGUUGAUUCAAACUACUGCAACGAUAAAGGAUAUAGCGCUUUAAUGAAAGCAACGGAAUUCGGAAAUGUAGAAAUUGUAGAAUUAUUAAUAAACAGCGGGUGUGAUAUAAAUUGUAUUAACUGUUUUGGAACCAACGCUUUAAUGAUUGCAUGUAGUAAAGGAUAUGACGUAAUUGCAGAGAUCUUUAUUAAAAAGGAACAAUGGCAAGAAUUCCUUCAUGUGGACGAAAAUUCCAGACUUGUAAAUGAUUCAUCUGGGUCUCAGCGAAAACUAUUGAUUAAAAUAUAUGAUGUUUUUUUUACCGCUGUUGAAAAUAGGAAAGUUUCUUCGUUUGAAAAUUUAGCGAAGAUUGUUUUUGAGACUAGAAAUUCAAAUGUGUCCUUUGAAGUCGUACAUCUAGCUCGUCAACUUCGUAAAAUAUGUAAUGAUUUUAAAAAGAUCGCAUCAAGAGCGGAAUUAAAAUCACUGACGGAUGAUGAGUUAUUCUGCAACAUAAAGAGGUCAAUGAUCAGCUUUUUAACUAUAUAUUUGAGAAAGCUAAGAAAUCAGAUACUUACUGAGGAUUUCCUACUAAAUAGCAUUUCUGAAGUUUUAGAGGAAUAUACAGCAAUGAAAACAUUUAAUGCAUUCUCUUUCUACGUUCAUCAUAGAAUAUUAUUCUGUUUCGUCAGCUUGUUUUCCAGUGGUCGCAAUUACCAAAUGAUUAACAUUGUGGAUUUACUUUCUCAGUAUAAAUAUACUGAAAUUACGAUAAAAUUCAUGAAUGAAGAAGAUCUACUGAACAUAAGAUCAACAGAUUUCGACUACUUAGCUGUUUAUUUACUAAAGUUUUUAACUUUCUGCAGUACAAGACUACGUCGAUUCGCCCAGGGUAUUGCCGAAUGUAAUAUCGUUGACACACUGACAGCAUGUCUCAUCAGACAGAAUAAUUUACAGAAUGCCGGCUUGACCUUUGUUACGUAUUACGCACUGUCCAUUUUAUACAACAUCGUUUGCUUGACCAAAAGAACCGACUAUUUUCGAAGGGCUAAUACCUCUGAGUGUGCAUCCUAUGAACGAAAAAUAACCAUUGUCAGAUAA